UCUUGCCAUUAUCUCAAGCUUAGACUCAGUGGUAAUAAACCAUGUUGCCAACCAUUGAAAAUUUCCACUACUCGAAAGCUUUUCUUCUGUUCCUCAUCCUCUGUAUCCUUCCAAUAAACUUUGCUCAACCACUUUCCUUCACCAUAACUAACUUUAACGACACUAAAAAUGCAAGCAUCGUUGGAUACGCCGGCGUAGCCAAGGUUGAGGACGGAUCUGUUGUGCUCAACCCAAUCAUCGAGAAUGGAAAGGGAAGAGUCAUUUAUGGCCAACCUUUACGCCUAAAAAACUUUUCUGAUGGACUUGUCACUGAUUUUUCAACUCGUUUUUCAUUCACUAUCGACGCAACAGUAGCCAAAUACGGUGAUGGCUUUGCCUUCUUCUUGGCACCCCUUUUAUACCAGAUUCCGACCGCCACUUCUAAUGGCUCCCUUCUCGGCCUAUACGACGCCACCCAAAGUAACAUCAUUGCUGUCGAAUUUGACACUUAUUUAAACGAGUUAGAUCCACCAGUGCAACACGUAGGGAUCAACAAUAACUCUGUGGCAUCUCUCAAUUAUAGCAAGUUUGAUAUUGAAAACAACUUAGGGAAUAUGGUGCAUGCGUUGAUAACUUACAAUGCUGCUGCCCAACUCCUGGCUGUUUCGUGGUCCUUCGAUGGAACUAAAUCUUCUUCUACUCCUAGCGGUUAUCUUUCGUACAAGAUUGACCUGUGGGAAGUCUUGCCGGAGUGGGUCAAUGUUGGGUUUUCGGGUUCAACUGGAUCGUCCACUGAGAAAAACGUGAUCCAUACCUGGGAGUUCAGUUCAAACCUAGAUCUUAAUUCUACGCAUGGAGUGGAAAGUGACAUCGCAACCAAAUGCAAGGUUCAGGUCAAAAUAGUAGUUAUUACAGUAAUUUGUUCUAUUGUUUUUGUGCUUGUGGUUAUUAGUAUUUCUUGGUUGAUUAUCAAAAGGAGAAGAACAGAGGAUGGUUUUGGUUUAGAUAGAGAUGUCAUGCCUAGAAGGUUUGGUUAUGAGGAAAUAGUUGCAGCCACGAACGGGUUCGCAGAUGAUAGAAGGCUGGGAGAAGGAGGCUCUGGACAAGUUUACAAAGGGUUUCUGGGAGAUUCAGGGCGCGUGGUUGCUGUGAAAAGGAUUUUUUCUGACGUUGAAGAUUCUGAGAGAAUAUUUAGAAACGAGGUGAACAUUAUAAGUCGUCUUAUACAUAGAAACCUUGUGCAAUUCAUGGGGUGGUGCCAAGAGAAAGAAGAGUUAUUACUGGUUUUUGAGUACAUGAGUAAUGGAAGCCUUGACAAUCAUCUGUUUGGCAACAGAAGAAGUUUGACAUGGGAUGUGAGAUACAAGAUAGCAUUAGGUGUGGCUAGAGCACUUCGUUAUCUUCAUGAAGACGCGGAGCAGAGUGUUCUUCAUAGGGACAUAAAGUCAGCUAAUGUUUUGUUGGACACAGAUUUCAACACAAAGAUUGGUGACUUUGGGAUAGCAAGGUUGGUGGAUCCAAGAUUGAGGACUCAGAGGACAAAGGUGGUGGGGACAUAUGGGUACCUAGCUCCAGAAUAUAUAAAGGAAGGGAGGGUUAGCAAAGAAUCAGACAUGUACAGUUUUGGGGUUUUGGCUUUGGAGAUAGCAUGUGGAAGGAGGACUUACCAGGAUGGCGAAGAUAAUCAUGUGCCUUUGGCGAAAUGGGUAUGGAAACAUUACGUGGAUGGGAAUAUUUUGAAUGCUGCUGAUGAGGAAUUGAAGAUGGAUUUUGACAUAUAUGAAAUGAAAUGCUUGCUCAAUGUAGGAAUAUGGUGUACCCUCCAAGACCACAAGGAAAGGCCAACCUCAGAACAGGUUAUAAAUGUUCUUAAACAAGCAGUGCCAUUGCCGAUGUUUUCUGCAAAAUUCUCAAAUAAUGGGCAACCGGAUCCCUUUGAAUCGUCAUCCAGAAAAGCAUAAAUCCUCCCAUUUCAAAUUUUCAGUUGCUCAAGAAUCACUCCUCCUAAGGAGAAUGUCAUCGAGAAGAGUUAGUUCAGAGGAGCAAGUUGUAAAUUCAAAUGCUCAUAUAAUAAAACUUUUGUUGUAAAUUUACAAAGUGUACAAAAUCUAAAUGCAAAAUUAAAACA
Vigna angularis (adzuki bean) is the source of this 2107-nucleotide messenger RNA. RefSeq names its product L-type lectin-domain containing receptor kinase IX.1. The record is from RefSeq and is a predicted model, not a curated record. The transcript has a single exon. Gene Ontology annotation, cellular component: plasma membrane. The coding region runs from base 42 to 1940 and encodes 632 amino acids. Gene Ontology annotation, biological process: protein phosphorylation. Gene Ontology annotation, molecular function: ATP binding; carbohydrate binding; protein kinase activity. Lineage: Eukaryota; Viridiplantae; Streptophyta; Magnoliopsida; Fabales; Fabaceae.